AUGGACAUCUUCAUUGCCGCCUGCGACGACUCUGACCUGACCACCAACACGGAGAAAAAGGUACUCAUGGACAUGCCGCCACCCAACGCUGCCUACAAUGACCGCACAUCAAUGUCAACAGCGCCCAGGUGCAAGCCGUGGACACCGUCACCUACCCGAGCAGCACCCUCUCUCGCAGCACCAAAAUCGAUGACGAAGUGGCCUCCGGAUCUCCAAAGUUAGCCAAGCCCUCGGUCGCCUGCAUAAAAUCAUCUGGAAUUGCCACUGUCUUUACCUCACCACAAAGCUCAAGAUAUACAAAACCGUCAUCAGGACAACGCUGCUAUACGGAAUGGCGACCUGGGCGGUAUACGAGAAGCAGGCCCGUAAGCGCAAUCACGUCAACCUCAGCUGUCUUCGGUGGAUACUAAAGCCGAGGUGCGCCGACCAGAUCUCGGACAUGGACGUACUGGAGCAGACGGGAAUCCUCAGUAUCUAUGCCAUGCCGAGACAACUGUAACUGCGAGUGGACGACCAACUCGUGAGGAUGAAGGAGGAACAGCUACCCAAGCGACUCUUCUACGAAGACGUCGCCAGGGAUUCUCGUCAAUGAGGAGCUCAAAUCCUAUGCUAUACGGACACUCUAAAGACUUCGCUGAAGCGCCUGCAGAUCAACCCGGCCAAAUGAGACGACCUCGCCUGCAACCGACGGGCCUGAAGGAGGGCAGUGAAAACAGGAGCAUUGAUCUACUAAAACAACCGCGUAACCGCCGUCAAAGCCAAACUCGCAGCUCAAAAAUUCCAACUGCGCCCGUCACGCAACGCCAGUACUCAACCGCCCCAACAUUCCCCAGGUGUCAGCGAACAUUUCGGGCACGAAUCGGUCGCAUUGGACGUGUCCGGACCAAGUGCAGCGCCCAGACGACACCAGCUGAUGCCUUCCCGUCUACCUGUGCUCCGUCCCCCGUGUCGAAAAAUUGCCCUACGGUGCUUCCGACUCCCGUCGUCAUCCUCUACCACUAUUCCCGCUUCAAUAUAUAUUGCGACGGCUCCUGCCCCCACCACCAAUGAAGACAAUUUUGAGGUACCGUCAAACCUCAACCUCAUUGCAGCCAACACCAAUGAUGAGGACUCGGCCCCAACUUUUUCACACUGCCACUGUCAUUGUACCUUCACCUCACACAUUGGCCUGGUCGGUCACCUGCUAAUAUAUGGCACAGAGACUGACAAAUUAGUGCCUGGGGCACCACCUGGAAGCCUGUGUUCAAACUACACCUUCCCCCGCCAGCACCUACGACACACAUCAACAUCGCCCACCACCACACAACGCAAAUACGCGUACGUAAGUGGGAAGUGUGCUGUUCGGCUCCCUUCCCAUGUGCCUCAGCUGCUGCAUGCAUGAUCCGAACCUUGAACUACCAUGGUGUGCCAAGCGCCGUGACUUGGAAGGCUGUCCACUGAAGCGUCAACCCAGUCCACGUAGUCGCUCCAGUUGAGUGUUCAUAUGGAAUAGCGGACUGCUAGGCGGGAGCUAGGCUUCAAUGGCUCCUUUUUAACGUGACGUAAUUUUCUGGCACUCUCACUCAUGUGAGAUGCAGGCCGAACAUCCCCUUACUGUGCGACACCCUAGUGCUUGUGUUCGAAGUGCCGGGUCGAGCAUGUGGGGCGCGGAGAGGUCACUAAAUAUAUCAGUCAUUGCUCCCAUUUCCCGCACCAAAAAAUGACCGACUCGGACAGUGACUGGGGCCCGGGAAUGGAAAGAAAAAAUGAUGUCGACGACUUAGCGCAUUUCUCCUACUAUCAACAACCUGAUGCGCUUGAAGCCAUCACGGUGCGCUAAAGGCCGUGGUUUGGAAUGUUGCCAGUUGAUGAGAAACCUGUAUAUCACACUCGACUCAGUGUGUGUGUGUGUGUUCAUGUUGUGUGGCCGACUCGAGGUCUGAGAGUCAGGCUGCACUGGCUCCUUUUUAAUGUAGCUUUUAUGGUACUCCCACGUAGUGCGAUUAGAGCGGGAUGUGGCGGCACGCCAAUGGGCGGCUCCGGUCAUCUGCACUUUCUUCCACCUCCGGCCUUUUUAACUGCGUCUUGAUACCACACCCAGGGGGAAGGAUGAGGGAGUGCCUUAUACCCCGAACAAUUCUGCUCCCACUUCAAACAAAUUCACGCGCAAGUCACUGUGCCUGCCUCUACCCUAUUAUGGGACACGUGGUGGACAUCGUUGGCAACGACGGAUGGACAUCCACCAGAAUGCUUCUGCAAAUACAACUUGGAGGUAGCUGGAUAUCGUUUAGAAAUUACUUCAUCGGAUCGAUGACAUAUUCGGAAUUCGUUGUUUGCUUGUGGGUCCGAGGAAAGCUGGAAGGCAGACAUACCUGCAAUUGUCUUCGAUCUUUAAAAAAAUUAAUAGAACUCUACCUGGCCUAGGGCCUUCCGCAAACUCAUCGAACCAUUAAAUAACGCAUGUAUGUGAACAUGCAUGUUUCAAUCCUCUGCGGAACAGAAGUAACAUUGAUGAGUUAAUGCCAACGAAAUUUGAUGUCGAAAUUAUUUAGGUGGUUAUUUCUGUUGCGAUUAUUGCAUUUGCUAGUGGUUGUGAAGUAUGCUUUUAAGAAGCAUCACAUAGUUCCCCUGCUAUCUGCAGACUCCAGUGUUACUCCCGCUUUGGUCUUUCAUUACGAAAAAUACUUUUGUUAAGUAGCCGUCCUUUGAACCAUUUGUGUCGUUUUUGUUUGUUCCUGUUGCCACCUUCCGAAUAUCAGAAAUCAAAUUUUUAUUUUUACUCGCUUAGCCACUGACAGUCCGAGGCCAAACUGCCUAUCACUACUGUCUUUGAACGGCCUGCUUUGGGUAGCCCAUUAGUGGUUGCUACUAACCGGCAAUUAACGAAUGAUCACACUGCAGAAACGAAAGUACUGUAUUUACGGGGCGUUUGUGCGUUGUCGUAAUCGGGAACCCACGUUCUGGUUGUACUGCAUUUGGCCGAGCGUUGCCCAGCCUUACACUGGCGAAUGUACCCUGCUGCACAUGCACUACGUCAAUUAUCAUGCACUAAGAUAUGGCAUAGGCGACGCCAACUGGAGCCUGGUAGUACAGACACAAAUAUGGUGGUAGGAAGUGCCUGUGAAUGGUACACUGACAGUCCCCAAAGAACGCAUUAGUGGACGUAGUGGAUACUUUGACCUCGCCUCGUCGCGGCACCCGGCCUUCCUGUGUGGAUUCACAAAGCCGGGCUUAGCAGCAGCGGUCGCACUCCGUAGUCGACCUUGCCCGGUUGACUGAACUACAGGAAACUGCCCGGUGUGUGCUUAAUGUGUGUUUUUCUAUCCGUUAAUCCCCAAAAUAAUCUCUAAAGUCAACCCCCACCCCCUAAACAAGACGACCUUCAAUCCCCUAUUCGGCCUAGGCUAUCUCGGGCCGCCCUCCCACUAAACAAAAGUUGUGACCUAUGGUGGAAUUCCAUGGUCGCCAAUGAUGACUUAUCGGCCUUAUUUAAGGGUAGGAAGGGCUUAAAACGUGCCCUAAAAAUUGUUGGUAAAAUGCAUCGUAAGCAAGAUGAUGGUGCUUCGUGGACGUACAAAAUACGACCGAAACACCACGGGAAGCAAUAACCCUGUCCUCGUCCCCUGCCACCCCACAGGCUGCCAGACUGAGCAGUGUCACUUUGGUAACCUGGAACGCCCGUCUUCUUUCAGACAGUCCGAUGGCAAACCGUCCAGAAGGAAUGACAGUUCUGGUCGCCUCCUACUUGACCCUCUACAUAAAGGAUAUUGCGGUUCUCAAUGAGACCUGCUUAUCCAAACAUGGACAACUGAAGGAGGUGGAAGUCGGAUACACCUUCUGGAGCGGACAUCCAAGACGUAGCGACAAGAGUGCUGAGUCGCCUUCGCCAUCAGGAGCAACAUAA
Molecule: messenger RNA, 3883 nt
Organism: Spirometra erinaceieuropaei
Lineage: Eukaryota; Metazoa; Platyhelminthes; Cestoda; Diphyllobothriidea; Diphyllobothriidae
Source: the annotation of a GenBank genome assembly